CCAUCCCAUGAUGGGAACAGAGAGAAACUGUGUAAUCUGGGUCAGAAAUAGUUUUGCCCUCAAGUUUAACGGAACCAAGAUAGGACAAACCUGCGCUGUUCAGGAUGCAAGGCAAUAAAUCCAUAACGAUUUCUGUUUCAGACAGAUGUUUCUUGACAUACACGCAGACCCCCGCUUCCUUAGCAAACUUUUUAUUAAUGACUUCCCAUGGUGGAAGUGGUGAGUGUGAUAUGACAUUGUUUCCUGUCAUACUUGAAAUAAUCGCAGAUGCUCGUUACAAAACCGGUUAAGAUCACACACACAGUUCCCACAUCACUACACAGAGACUAAACAUUCACUGCACUGAAGAGUUUAGAGGAGCGCUGUCAGCGGAUCCUGCAGGAGAUGGAGGGCUCUCUGACGGCCCGGGACCGGGUGGGGAUUCAGGACUUUGUCCUUCUAGACGCCUACACCAGUGAAACGGCAUUCAUGGACAACCUCAAAAAACGGUUCAAUGAGAACCUCAUAUAUACCUACAUUGGGACCCUUCUGGUGUCAGUUAAUCCAUAUAAAGAGUUGGGUAUCUACACCAAGAAACAAAUGGACAUUUACAUGGGAGUCAACUUUUUUGAGCUGCCGCCUCAUAUCUUUGCACUUGCUGACAAUGUUUAUCGGACAAUGAUCAGUGAAACCAGCAACCACUUCAUCCUCAUCUCUGGUGAAAGUGGUGCAGGCAAGACGGAGGCCUCUAAGAAGGUCCUGCAGUUUUAUGCUGUGAGCUGCCCGAGCACCAGACUCCUGGACAACGUCAGAGAUCGCCUCCUUCUCUCCAACCCCGUCCUGGAGGCCUUUGGAAAUGCCAAAACCCUGAAAAAUGACAACUCGAGUCGAUUUGGAAAGUAUAUGGACAUACAAUUCGACCACCAGGGAGCAGCAGUUGGAGGCCACAUCUUAAGUUAUUUAUUGGAGAAGUCAAGGGUUGUUCACCAAAAUCAUGGAGAAAGGAACUUCCAUAUUUUCUAUCAGUUAGUUGAAGGAGGAGAGGAUGAGCUUCUUCGCUGGCUUGGUUUGGAGCGAAACUGUCAGAGCUACCGCUAUCUUAUUCAGGGAGAAUGUGCCAAAGUGAGCUCCAUUAAUGACAAGAGUGACUGGAAAACUGUACAGAAAGCACUUACUAUCAUUGAGUUUAGUGAAAAAGACAUUGAGCAUCUGUUUGCGAUCAUUGCCAGUGUUCUUCAUCUUGGCAAUGUUCACUUUGAGGCCACUUUUCAGGGUUAUGCCAGACUGAACAGCAGUGGGGAAAUACACUGGCUGUCUAAAUUAUUAGGCAUCCCCUCAGACAUGUUGCAGGAGGGUUUAACUCACAGGAAGAUUGAAGCCAAAGCUGAAGAGGUUUUAAGCCCUUUCACUGCUGAACAUGCAAAGUAUGCCCGGGACGCACUAGCCAAAGCCAUCUACGGCCGCACAUUCUCAUGGCUUGUAAAUAAGAUAAACGAAUCCUUGGCAAAUAAGGAUUCAACCAGAAAGACAGUGAUAGGACUGCUGGACAUUUAUGGAUUUGAAGUGUUUGAUGUGAACAGUUUUGAACAGUUCUGCAUAAACUUCUGCAAUGAAAAGCUUCAGCAACUUUUCAUCCAGCUCACUCUCAAAUCAGAGCAGGAGGAGUACGAGAUGGAGGGAAUCGAGUGGGAACCCGUGCCAUAUUUCAACAAUAAGAUCAUCUGUGACCUGGUGGAGGAAAAACACAGAGGCAUCAUAUCAGUACUGGAUGAAGAAUGUCUGCGUCCUGGAGAAGCCACAGAUUUUACAUUCCUGGAGAAGCUAGAGGGAAAGAUGAGUGGCCAUCCUCAUUUUGUCACGCACAAAUUGGCUGACCAGAAAACACGCAAGACCCUGGAACGAGGAGACUUCAGACUUCUACACUAUGCUGGAGAGGUUACUUACUCGGUUGUUGGAUUUCUGGACAAAAAUAAUGAUCUUCUGUACAGAAACAUUAAAGAGGUCAUGCGACAGUCUAAGAACAGCAUUAUCCAGCAUUGCUUCCACACUAUUGAGCCUGAUGGCAAGAAAAGACCCGAGACG
Messenger RNA from Danio rerio (zebrafish), 2061 nucleotides. The record is from RefSeq and is a predicted model, not a curated record. NCBI's taxonomy places the organism in Eukaryota, Metazoa, Chordata, Actinopteri, Cypriniformes, Danionidae.